AUGUCCAACAACAACAAUAACAACAACCACAAUGAAGACGUCGAUCAUAAAAAGACUGCGGAGUUGAGAUUGAAGCCAGGAAAUUCAGAAAAUUGUCAAGAAAAGGAUGCGUCCAAACAAACCCAAGAUGAUCAUGAUGGUUCGUUUAGCCGUUCUUCUCCUUCACCAAAUCUUGCUGCCACUGCUGCCACCUCUCCUCUUCCAACAUCAACAACCACAAGUGACUUUGAUAUAAUGAAGAUUGUCAGAGAAAGAGCUGAUGCUGCACAUAUUGAGACAGCUGGAGACUUGGAGCUAGUAGAACUCACCCAAAAAUUUGGCACAACCUUACCGAUGGGCGACAACAGCCACGACAGAACCACAGAUGAUGCACAUUCGCCACUACAUACAAUUCCAAUGAGGCAACCCGAGUAUUUUGGACAACCACAAACUUGUCCUGGUGCAUAUGCUGUUGUUGGUCCAUGUUUUGCUAAUCACAGCGUUAAUCAUUCGAAUGCCGGUAGUAAUACUGGUACAAGUGAGGGAGGCUUUUACAAUUUGAUUCAAGAAAUUGCAGACAAUGAAGUCAUUGCGCAUCCUAUAGACGAUGAUCAGCAGAUAGACCUGUUACCCAAUGCAGUGCCGCUACCAACCAACCAGAGAUCCAGAGCUUACUACUGGAGGCAAAAGUUGCUUUGUUCCCUUUCUGCUGAGGUCAUUGUGGCUUUCCUUGCUGUAUCUAUUACUGUCCUGAUCUUUGUGGUGACAUCCUCCAAGAAAGGAAGCACAAAUCAGCUUCCAAAUCAAAAAGGAUCAAUUUAUAUUCCUGAAAAUCCCGUGGAAGCUGCUGCAACUGCGCAGACCCUUUUGGAGUCACUCAAUCUACCUCACUACACACAAGAGGCAUUGACCAACUCCAGAUCUCCUCAGUCCAAGGCAUAUCAAUGGUUGGUCAACAACAUCAAUAACCAAACCUUCACGCAACCAGAUCUCCCAAAAUGGAGACUGAUACAAAGAUUUGUGAUGGCCACAUUCUACUAUUCCACAAGAGGGGACUAUUGGGUGCAACGUCGUGGCUGGUUGGAUUGGGAGACUAAUGAAUGCAGCUGGGAACAAAUAUUUUUGAAACGAACAUUCUCUCCUGACCUUAGCUGUAAUGAGAUGGGAGAAAUCAAGGCACUGGUAUUUUGGAAUGCCAACAGCAUGGACGGAACACUUCCUCCGGAGAUUUCCUUGCUGGGGAAAAGCUUGCAGUCAAUCGAAGUGAAUCGGCAAUUGCAACUCAAGGGAACCAUCCCCACUGAGUUUGGACUGCUGACAAAAUUGACUCAAUUAUUGUUGACUAUUACAAACAUUGGUGGCUCCUUUCCAACCGAGUUUGGUCAACUGCAGAGUCUCCAGGUGCUGCAUCUUGUUGGGACACCUAUUCAUGGGCAUAUUCCUUCUGAGAUUGGACGACUGCGCAACUUAUCGACAUUUGCUGUGGCGACAGCUGAUAUAACAGGUUCAGUACCAGAAGUUGUUAGCAACGCAAUGCAUCUUCGCUCGCUUAAACUUUCAAGCCGAAGGAGUGGGACAGUAAUGUCAAUUCCAUCUGAAAUUGGCAAUCUGACAGAACUGAAACGCCUCGAUUUGGCGGACUGGAAUCUUCAUGGAACUAUUCCAGAUCAACUUGGGAAAUUAGAGAAGUUGACAUCUCUAGCAUUGAGUGGAAACUCAGUUUCAGGAACUAUACCGCCAGCCUUGUUGGGGUUGAAGAAUCUAGGCCACUUGUAUUUUAGAUUCAACCAGUUGCAGGGCACACUACCACCUGCUCUCUUUUCCAAACUUUCCCACUUGCGGUUCAUAUUCAUCAAUGACAACAUGUUCUCGGGCAAUGUUCCUACGGAAGUGGGUCAGCUGUCUGAUCUCAGGACACUUGAAUUACAGAAUACCAACAUUUCUGGCAUCCUCCCUACAGAAAUACUUAUGCUGGAGAAUUUGACCAGCCUGGUAGUCACAGACACAUCCUUGUCGGGCAGCAUCCCUGAACAGCUGUGUGACAGAAUGUACCAGCAGGAAAUGAAAUGCUUCGGCCAUCCACAGUGUAAAGUCUUGCGAAUGAAAACCAACACAACUGUCUGCCAUGGCACUUCCCUCUGUGGGUGUGAUUGUGGUGCCUGCAAACUUAACUAG
Messenger RNA from Seminavis robusta, 2154 nucleotides. Lineage: Eukaryota; Bacillariophyta; Bacillariophyceae; Naviculales; Naviculaceae. The record is from the annotation of a GenBank genome assembly.